UUUUUUAUUAAUCGUGAGUGAUUAUUACAGUGAGCAUAAAUUCAAGAAAUUUAUGUAUUCAACAUUUGCUGAAUCAUCUAUUUUAUAUAUACAGUAUUUUAUUAAUUUUUAAUUUAAAAUAUUUGAAAAGUUUAUUUGAAAUGGUUGGUAAAUUUACAAAACGUCAGUGGCUUACACUUUUUGUUAUUAGCAUUGCUGAUUUUGCAAAUGCUAUAUGUGUAUCUUUGCAAGCACCUUUUUAUCCUCAGGAAGCUGAAAAAAAGGGAGCUUCUCCAACAGAAUAUGGCUUGGUAUUUGGUAUCUUUGAAUUGACUGUAUUUAUUAUCAGUCCAAUAUAUGGACAACGAUUAAAUAAAAUUGGUCCCAAACUUUUAUUCAACAGUGGAAUAUUAACAACAGGAACAUGUGCUAUAUUAUUUGGAUUAUUAGAUAAAAUUGAUGGACAUUAUCCUUUCAUUAUACUUUCAUUUGUUAUUAGAAUUAUUGAAGCUCUAGGUAAUGCAGCUUUUUUAACAGCUAGUUUUGCAAUAAUUGCUAAAGAAUUUCCUGAUAAUGUUGCAACAACAUUUGCAAGUCUUGAAACAUUUUUUGGACUUGGUUUAAUUGUUGGACCAACUGUUGGUGGUGUUCUUUAUCAAAUUGGAGGAUAUACAACUCCAUUUGCAGUAUUGGGAUCUGCAUUAUUUUUGGCUGCUGUUAUGACAGCAUUUGUACUUCCAGUACAUGAUGAUUUAAAUCAAGAUGCACAUAAAACUGGUGGUUUUGCAAGAGUUUUAAAAAUUCCUGGUGUUCUUGUUGCAAGUGCAUCAAUUAUUGUAACAAGUAUGAGUAUUGGAUUUUUACAAGCUACAAUGGAACCUCAUCUUAGACAAUUUAAUCUUAGUCCAGUUAUUCUUGGUCUUAUGUUUGUUAUAAAUGGUGGAACAUAUGCACUAACAGCACCUGCUUGGGGCUGGUUAUGUGAUAAAAGACUUCAACCAAAAGUAGCAACUUCAAUUGGAUGUUUAUUGGUAGCUGUUGGUUUUAGUCUUAUUGGUCCAGCACCAUUUGUUCCUUCAAAAACAACAAUUACCCUGACAGUUUGUGGUCUUGUUUUACAUGGUUUAGGUAUGUCUGCACAAUUAGUUGCAAGUUUUAGUGAUGCACUUGCUACAUCUGUCUUACAUGGCUUUUCAAAUAAUCUUGAAACUUAUGGUUUGAUUAGUGGUUUAUGGACAAGUGCAUUUGCACUUGGUGCUUUUAUUGGUCCAAGUAUAGCUGGUAUACUUUUGGAUAAUAUUGGAUUCAGAAAUGCAUCAAUGUUUAUUAUUAUUGUACAUUUAAUAGUGGGCUGCACUGCAGUGACAUUUAUUCGUUGCUGUUCACGAGGACAUUAUACAUACUCAGAAGUUGGAAAUGAUUGUCGACGUUGUUUAUCAACAGCUGAUAGUUGCCGAAUAAGAAGUCAAAGUCGUUCAAUAUGCAGACGUGAUAAAGAAGUACCAAUUGAUAGACCAAGUGGAAUGAAUUCAUUAAUUGCUUGUAAUAGUUAUUCAAAUAGAGCUGGUGUUUGGUCUAGAGCGUCAUUCAAUGAAUUAUACAAUAAUAGUUAUGGCUCUGUUGAAGUUGAACGUUAUCUGGAAAGGACUGCAUAAACCUGACUGAAUAUGUCAUUUUUUUUUUUAGUUAAUGACUCGAAUAUAUAUUGUUUUACAGAGUCCAAUUAUUUCUUAAAUUAUGUACUUUUCAAUAUGAAAGUGUCAUUAUAUGUUUAGUUAAUUUGUAAAGAUUAAUUUAGAAAAAAAAUAUGUGUAUCUUGUAGCUCAUGUUGUUAAUACAUCAGCAAAAAAAAAUAAGGAAAAUAUUAAAUGAAUUAA
Molecule: messenger RNA, 1856 nt
Organism: Aphidius gifuensis
Lineage: Eukaryota; Metazoa; Arthropoda; Insecta; Hymenoptera; Braconidae
Product: MFS-type transporter SLC18B1-like
Exons: 8
Coding region: 141-1634 (497 amino acids)
Biological process (GO): transmembrane transport
Molecular function (GO): transmembrane transporter activity
Source: RefSeq, a predicted model, not a curated record